AUUCUAACAGGACGCCAUUCCGACUUGAUUUUAGAUGACAAUACAAAUAUUUGAUAUUUCAUAUUUAGAUACAUUUUGUCGUAAGUAAAAACCAAUCAAAUAUUUCGAAUCAUAUAUCGGCAUGUGUAAAAUGGAUGGGGGUGAAAAGUAACUUCUAUAUACAUGUUGUUUAGAUACAAAUUAUAUUGCAUUAGUAGACGACACCGUUUGCGAAAUCAUGUCUUUUAUAACGAAGAGGGAACGUGUCUUUAAUGACUACGAUCUGUUCGACUUGCCGGCAAGAAAUGAAGGGAAGUUGAAGGCAUAUGCCUCAUGCACAGACGCAAGGGCAUGGUCCCACUUCUGUUCGGAUAAAACUGAACACCUGGUCGAUAUAAUAAAAAGAAACAAUGACACUUGUCGGCCUAAAUAUGUACCAACGGAUGUAAUAGUGGACACACUGAUGGUAGCUAAAAAUGCGGAGAUCGGCCGUCUGAAGCGCAAAAUCGGGGAGUUUGAAGAAAUGUUGACGGCUUAUGACCAACUGGAUCUCACUUGUGAGCAGAAAUGCGAAAUUGCGACUGCUCAUGCUGCCAUUAAAGCAGCUAAUAAGGAACUUGAUGACAUGUUUUUGGAUUUGGACUUAUCUGGCUUUACUGAGGGCAUUGAAUCGGAUGCUUUUGAGACUGGCAAAUCUCGAGGCGAUGAGACUGGCAAAUCUCGAGGUGAUGAGCCAAAAGGCAAAGAUCAGUGGGUAGUAGCAAAGGAGCCACCGCCUAUAGCACAGCACAAGAGUAACCAAGCGGCUCCCUCCCCUUGCGACGCGUGCACCUUUGUUACAGAUCCAAGAAUACAGCAAAUGAAAGACGCUCUCAUAAAUAAAGACGCGAAACUAAGUGCUAUGCAAAACACUAUAGCCGUAAUGGAAAAUGAUGUGUGCGAACCUUACUGCAUCUACGCUCACAUUUACACGGCUUUAGAGAAAAUCUUUGGUAUACUAUGCCAAAAUGACAAAUACAAGUUGUAUUUAAGUCUAAUGACAGCCGGGAAAGAUACGCGAUGUAUUGACAUCAAGGGAAAGAUAUUGUAUAAGCUGAAAGUAUUGGAAAAGUUCUGCCAAGCGUUGAUAGCGCCAUGCUCCCAACCGCAAGAGCGAGACACUGGCACAUCUGAACAAGAUUGCUCGUGCUAUCGCGCGGAAAUCUUAAAAGAUGUAAUCCCAAGUCCAGUAUAUGCUCUGACAUCCGCUGAAAUUCAGAGUCCUAUUCUUGAUACCAAGAGAGCUCAUCUAGUUGCUGAUAUUAUGGAAAAUGAAGAAAUGAAAGAAAUUCUAAGGAAAGAAAGUUUGUCAAAUGUAAAUCAAGGUGAUGAAACAGAAGAUUUCAUUGAUGAUUAUGAUAUAGAAACAGAAAAUUUGAAACGGCUAAAGAAUUUGCAAGAAGACUACGAUGAUUUGAUGACCUGUUACGAAGCUUUAAAGCAUGAAAAGGAAGAUUUAUUACUCAAGUGUCAAAAAUAUGAAGAAUUAGACAAGGAAUAUGUGUCACUGCGGAAUCAAUUACGAGAGUAUAAUCUGCUCUGGAAUGAGAAAGAACACUACCGUAAGCGUUCCACAGAUCUCGAUUCUUUAAAAGAACAAUUUUUAAUUUUGUCAGAAGAAACUUCAAGUAUGGAAACUCAAUUAAAGGCGGAAUCGGAAAUAAAUAAAAUGAAAGCUAAUACAAUCGAGGAGUUGAGGAAUGAAAAUAUAGCACUGGAAAAGAAAUUAAACGAUGCGUUAAUUGCUUUUGAAAAAGAAAAAAGUAUAGCACUUUGUAAAUUACAAGAAACAGAAUGUAAAUGUAUGUGCCAAGAACAGCAGAUAAAGAGUUUAUCCGUACAAAUUGAUAGACUUCUGGAACAAGAACCGGAGAAGGCUCAAACUCAUGGUGAUCCAGCUCAAACUCUGAUGUUAAUAGAUGAAGUGGAAUCAUUAAAGGAACAAAUAAAAAAUUUGAAAGACACACUGUUAUGUUGCGAAGAGGAAAAGCAGAAUUUGCAUGACGAAUUUCAAGAUAACCUUAAACUAAUCAAUGAUCUUCGGAUGGAAAUAGAAGAUUGGAGAAGUACAUAUGAAAAAGCUAUACAUCGCAAUAAUUAUUUAGAAGAAUAUGCUCAUCAUUAUGAAGAUGACAUAAAUAGAUUAGUAAAUGAAAACAAGAGAUUGGUAAAUGACAACAAUCAACUUUCACAAGAUGUCAAAGAUAAAGCUGCAGCAGUAGAUAAUUUGAUAAACGUUAUUAAUGAUAAAUCUCAAGAAAUCAAUAAACUGUUAGGAGAUGCAGAUAUUAAAGAAAAUGAGAAUAAAGAUUUACUGAGACGACUUCAAGAUAUGUAUGAAAGUAAUGUAUCAGACAUAGAAAAUGAUAAAAAAGAAGCCUUGGAAUCAUUGUCAAUAGCAAAAAGGGAGAGUGAAGAAUUAUUGCAUAAAUUAAAAGACUACGAAGACGUUAUUCAAAGUCAAAAUGAUAUGUCGAAAGGUUUGGCAGCUCAGAUAGAUAAUUAUAAUCAGAUAAAACAAGCUCUAUUAGAAACAAUAGCAGAAAAUAAAAAUCUUCAAAUGGAUUUGGUGAAUCGUGAAAAAAAUAACACACACUUAAGACAAGAAAUCCAAAAGCUACAAGAGGCACAUACUCAUGCUAUUGAUAAUAUCGACGGUUUAAAUGAAGAAAAAAAUAAAUACAAAACUUCAUUAGAGCUAACAAGCAAAAAAAGUGAAACUUUAUCACAAGACUUACAAAGUCUUCAGGAAACCUAUGAAAACCUAACGGCGGACAAAAGAAAUUUGGAAAAAGAGCUUCGUGAAACAAAAUACAAAUUAGAAGAUGCAAAAUACUCGGCAGAUUUGUCUAGAACAGAGAGCAAAGAAUUUAAAGUGAAAUCUGAAAAUUUGGCUGAUGAAUUAUCUAGACUUAAUCACGCAUACCAAAUGCUGCUGAAAGAAAAAAAUUGUUUAUAUAAGGAACUGUCAGAAAAAAAUUUGGAUUUGAUUAGUUUACAGAAAUCUUUAGAUGACUUAAAAGCAACUAAUGAAAAUCUAGAGCAAAAAUGUAACCAAAUUAGUAAUUUAGAAGACAUAAUUGGAGAUUUACAGAAAGCAUGUGAUAAAUUAGAUUCUGAAAAACAAUUACUUCAAAAUGAUUUGGAUACCAAAAAUGAAGAGAUAAAUAACUUGUGCAAUAACUUAGAAUCCAAAAUAGAUGAGAACUCGCACUUAUUAGAUGAUCUCAUGUCAUUGCAAAAUAAACAUAAGGCUGUAAGAAAUGAUUUGGAUGAUCUAAGCCACGAAAACUUAAGUAAUAAAAUGUCAUUAGAUGCUGUUAGAAAGGAAAGUGAUGAUUUGUCAAGAAAAUUAAAAUACUAUGAAAAUUUAGAAAAAGAUUUCAUAAAGUUAAGGCAAGAUAAUUACCAAAUCAAAUUGGAAAAGCAAAAAUUGCAAGAUGAAUUAAAUUCUCAAUUCGAUAAUUUAAGACAAGCUCAACAAGAGAAUAAUGAACUACAAAAAGAAAAUCUGACUUUAAUUCGACAUACUGAACAUUUAGAAAAGGGUCUUGUGGAUGCUAGAACACAGCUUGCUGAAAAUAUGGAAUUCGAAGACCCAUAUCUAGAAAUAAAAAAUGAAAUAGAGGUUUUAAACAGAGAAAAAGAUACUAAUCUUCAACGAAUUAGAGAUCUAUCCAAUGAAUUGGAUAUUUUGGAAAACGUUGUAACAAACCUUACGCAAGAUGUUUCCGCUCGCGAUGACAAGAUCGCAGUCUUGGAGAAUCACAUUAAUAAGUUAAAAGACGAAAUCACACGCUUGCACGGUUGCUUAUCAGUGGCCAUAGAAGCAGGAGAACAACUGAAAAGUACAAGCUAUGAAAAGAUCGGUCAGUCACUGGAAAACAUGGAAGCUCAUCAUUCCAAAGCAACACAUAAUAUGAAAAUAGAAAUAGCGAAUUUACAAAAUGAGAAAAUGAAACUUGAAGCGCAAAUGUCCUUUACAAAAUUAAAAACGGAAGAAUCUGUUAAAGAAUACAAUAAAAACCAAUCAUUAUUAGCACAACUUCAAAAUGAAAGGGAAAUAAUUGUCACUGAUAUAAAACAACUUGAACUUCAAAGCGUCGGAGAUAGUUCUUUAUCACCUAUCAAUUGUAGUGUUGAAAAUAUCCUGGAAUCUUUGGACAGAAUACGUAAAAUAUUGGAAGUGAAAACUGCCAAGAAUAAUUCCCUUGAACAAGCUUUGUUCAAAGUGCAACGAUCAUCACAGGUAUUAGUAAGUGAAGCUAAAGAUUUAGUAGAAAAAGAAAAACAGAAGAUUUUAAACGAAAAAGAAGAUGCCAUUCGAGACAAACAAUAUUUGCAAAAACAACUAGAAGAUCAAAAAUUGAUACUAGAAACUCAAAUAGAAAAUGACAAACAGGUUAUAAAGGAUUUGGAAGCUGAAGUUCUAAAUCAAAAAUUAAUAAUAAGUAAAAUAAAUGAAUCAACUGCAAGCUACAUUUCUAAAUUAGAGGAAGAAAUGCAAUCAAUACAAACUUUGUAUGAAAACUCAAUGGCAAAAAUAAGUGAGUUACAAGAAAAAUUACAAAAUAUUACUGAAGAGUCUAAUCAUAAUUUAGAAGUUAUAGAUAAAUUGCAACAAGAUUUGAAACAAAAAUCUUGUGAUAUAUCUUCCCUACAACGUGAACUAGAAAUGUUGCAGAAUAAAGAUACCCAAAAUAGUUAUACACAGACUGAGAUAGUGGAAAUAAAAUCAGAAACGUCACAUCUAACUGAAACGAAAUUAUUGAUUGAUAAGUCAUUACGUAAUAGAGAUCCGAUUGCCGUAUCAAAUAAAUCCGAUCCCACAAGACUCAAAGCAUCGGAAGAAAAUAAUAUGCUUUCAAUAUUACCAAAACAAAGACCGCAUUCGAUAAAUGAAGUACAAAUUUUAACAGCAAAUGUAGAACCAACAUUUGAUUUCGUCAAAAGUAGCUACCUUAACUAUAAACUUAAACAAUUAAGUAUUGGUCGCAUAGAACAACAGUCAAUAUCAAAUGAUGAAAUAUCUAUUCACGAAGACGUAGCUCAGUACUCUGGUUCAGCUAGUAAUAAUACCGACAAAGUCCAGACUAAAGACAACGACAUUGUUGAUCUUUACAAUAGAAAAUCAUUACAUACAGAUUCUUCUAAAGCAGAAUAUCGAGACCCAGAAACAUCAAAUAGCAAAACUGAUUAUAAAGAAACAAGUUUAUUUGCUGAGUCGGAUCAAACAAAAGAUUCAAAAGAAACACCUAACAUAAAGAAAAAAAAUGACAAAGACCUAUUUGUUAUUUAUAAAGAAAGUGAAACCGAUUUUGAGAAUAAAUUGCACGAUGAUCAAGGCUCAUGGAAUACCAACAAAAAAUCUGGUGUAAAAAUGGGAAUUACUAUAUCUAGUCCACCAAAGGAAGAAGUAAGAAAACAGAAAACUAAGAACGAUAAAAUAAAGAACGAGCAAAUGAAUAAAUACCUAUCCCAAGACAUAAAUUAUAAUGAAUAUAAAGAUGAUGUGGAAGAUGACGAUAGUGUUAAACCGAAAUUAAAUAUAAAAUUACCACGCGUAGCAACAGAUAGUCCAUCGAAUCAAACGUCAGAAGGUGAUAGAAAAUCUUUGGAUUCCUAUAGAAUGACAGUAUAUCUAUCACCGAAGGAGACACAUUCCGAUAAUAAACUUAGAUCACAUAGAAAGUUAGAAAAAACAAUUUCCCAAGAAACUCCUUCAUUGCCAGCUCUAUCAAACGAUGAAAAAUUCACAAACUCAAAUAUUUCAUUCAGAGUUCCAGUUUAUGAAAAAAUAAAUAAGGAAAAAUAUAAAAAACAACGUAAAGAUGAACUUAUGGGACAAAAAAAUAACGAGAAAUCGUCGCCAUUGGAAAACAAAUCGGUCCAUAAGCUAUCUCGAGUUGGUGCUGAUGCAUUUUUGAUUAAAACUAAAGACAACAAUCAAGGUUGCCCUAGAAAUAUGGAUAAAGAUUAUGGCUUGCAGUAUAUACUAGAUGCCAUUAAUAAAGAAAAUGAAAGUGAGCUACCCGAAUCAUAUUCAUUUAUUACGGAUAAGACAAUCCAAAAAAGUAAAAAUAACGCUACAUUUAAUCCUCCUGUUAAAAUGUUUGAUUCUAGCAGUCCGACAAAAACAAAUGAUAGUAUUUGGAGUCCGAGCAAAAUUAGCGAAAAAACUGUAUCACGAUCAGUAAUGGAUCGUGGAAUAAUGGUCAAACUUGAUAUUAGAGAGGAUUAUGAAGAAAAAGUCAGAUUUCUGACAAAGGCUUUAGAAAAUGUAGAAAAGGAUUACAAAAAGAAAAUCGAUGCUAUUAAAAUUCAAUACGAUAGCAAUAUAAAGAGUAUAAUAAAUGAACAUAAUUCAGGAGUUAAUAGCAUUCAGAAUUUGCAUGAAGAAACAUUACAAGACAUAAUUAAAAUUCACGAAAACGAAGUGGAAAACUUAAGAACACUAAGUAUUGAAGCUAUGCGCAAAACAGAGCAAUUGGAAAAAGAAAAUCGGACGCUGAAAAGUAAAAUUCCAGAUUAUUCCCCUACUUUUGACGAGCCUACAAGAAUAUGCUGUAAUGAAGGUAGAAAGAAAAGAAGAUCUCGAACUGAUACCUACAUGCUCACCAAGACGAAUGUAGAAGCUUUCAACGUGAAGCCUAAAGUGAAAUCCCAUGGACCUUGCACUUGCUCUCUUGAUAUCAAUCUAUCUGAUACGAUACGUAAUAUAUUUGAGCAAGUAGAUAUCGAUCAAAGGAAAAUGGCAGAACACACUUACAUGAAAUAUAUUGCAAAGAAGAUUCUUAGCAAUACAGUUGAGGCAUUGGAUGCGCAAGAGCUAUCAUUUUUACACUUGAAAGUGUGCCGUACUUGGAAGUCGAAGUUGAGUAAAGAAGAAGCGCUACAAAAGAAGAUAGACACUUUGGAACACGAGUUGAUGAAUAAACAACGCAAUGCUCAGCAGCAUAUAGCGGAACUGGAUCGUAAGGUCGCCGAAGAAAGACGCCGGCUGCAAGAGGUUCGCGAAGCUGUGUGUAGGAGCCCACCAGAUUCCCGCUGUUGCAGCCCUACCCAUGAGGGCCAGAGGUUCUUGGACCCGGUGCCACCUGCGCCCCCGCCCACCGCCACUGAAAAAGACCUGCUAUGCGGUUGUAAUACUGGUGAUUUGAAGAUAAACGAAAGGCGUUCAGCGGGUGAUAUCACCGAGUAUCCUACAAAACCCAGGAGGGUCAAAGAGAGCAACAGAGCGGUGCUGGCACGCUUGGACGCUGAAGAAAGACGCGAGAGGAGACUAUAUCACGACGAGCCCCCUACUCGCCUCCGCCGGGGACACCCCGCCGACCGAUACAGAUCCCACAAGAAAUGACUACAGGCCUUCGUAGGCCUUCCGUACUGAGCCAGAAAGGCAAAAACUUAAAUUUUCAGUCGCGUAUACAAUAGCGUUGCAAUAUUAUCGAUAGUUUUUGCUACCUUGAAGGUCAGUCGAUUUAUCGAUAUGCAAAUCAAACUUCUGAACAGCACUAUUGAUAGAAAACGAUAUUAGCGAUAGUUAUCAUGUUAUCGAUAUGGUAGUAGGGAAGUUACUCUCGAUUUGUCGUUAUUUUCAAGGUCACAUUUUUAACGAUUCUUUGGAUAGUUAAUUGCAACAACAUUGAGUUACGCUUCGUAGUAAACAGUUGGUAUAUAAUUCACAUUGGCGUUUCUUUUUCGGCGGACUGGCUCUGAUAGUGGAUUAUCACAUGUUUUUUUUACUUUAAACAUUUUUUUUCUAUUUAUUAUCAUUAACACGGUGUGGGUGUGCUGCUGUGAUUGUUUCGUCACAAAAUUUGUGAAAGAAUUUUUAUACUUUACAUAUAUUUUUCUAUUUAUAUUUAUGUCCUAUUUAUUUAUUUAUUGCAUAACGUGAAUAUCACGGUGUAAAUUGUUAGUAAUAAAAUUAUUAAAAUUUU
Plodia interpunctella (Indianmeal moth) is the source of this 7958-nucleotide messenger RNA. RefSeq names its product centromere-associated protein E-like. The transcript has 21 exons. The coding region runs from base 218 to 7375 and encodes 2385 amino acids. Gene Ontology annotation, cellular component: cytoskeleton. Lineage: Eukaryota; Metazoa; Arthropoda; Insecta; Lepidoptera; Pyralidae. The record is from RefSeq and is a predicted model, not a curated record.